GCUCAAACACGACGCGAUCGCGUACGAAAAAAAUCACACCGAUUAUCGCCGAUCUCGCGCGUGAAAUCAUCGCGACGCCUACGUACGGGCGUCGCGCGGCGUCGCGUAGCUGAAGUGACUCCAUUGAGCGGCAGUGCGGCUUACCCCCGCCGUCUCCCGCGCCGUCGGUCGGUGACGCACGCUUCCGGGAACCAUCAGUCGCUGCUCUUCGUGCCCACAGCGAGAGGGAAAAUGUCGGCGCGCUGUCGAUGGGGCUUGCCGUGCCGCCAGUGAACAGCCCGAUCGUGAUACAUUAGAACGACCUUAUCGCGGCCCCGGUAACCUUCACUAACCGAAAUCCGGUUCGUAAAGCUUCCCCAUACGUCACGGUCGUUUGCAUACCCUCGAUUCGACUCGACCUUCGCGCGUGAAAGAGAGAAAGAGAGAGAAAGAGAGAAAAGGGAGCCAGCAAGGAAGAGAGACGGAGAGAGGGUGAGAGAUAUCGUGGGACGGUUAGGGAUCGAGCGAAAGACAUCGGGAGAAAGAGAAGGACGGAGGGCAGGUGCAAAACCACACCGCCGUGUAGAGGUCCCCGCGUAAGGUAGCGUAAGGGUAAAGCCAGGCAGAGUGGAGGUGAGAGAGAAGACAUACGGAGGUGAGCAGUGACAUGGCGUCGUUGGCGAUGUCAAUAGCGAAGAGUGAAUUCAUCGUGGGUGGCAAGUAUAGGUUGAUGAGGAAGAUCGGCUCGGGCUCCUUUGGCGACAUUUAUCUCGGCAUUAACAUCUCCAAUGGCGAGGAAGUUGCUGUUAAGUUGGAGAACAUGCGAGCCCGACAUCCGCAGCUUCUAUAUGAAUCAAAGCUAUACAAAAUAUUACAUGGUGGUAUAGGAAUACCACACAUACGUUGGUAUGGUCAAGAACGUGAAUAUAAUGUUCUUGUUAUGGAUCUUCUUGGGCCAUCUCUGGAAGACCUUUUCACUUUCUGUUCAAGAAGGUUUACAAUCAAGACAGUCUUAAUGUUGGCAGAUCAGAUGAUUGGUAGGAUUGAGUAUGUUCAUUGCAAACACUUUAUUCACAGAGAUAUAAAACCAGAUAAUUUUUUAAUGGGGAUUGGGCGACAUUGUAACAAGUUAUUCCUCAUCGAUUUUGGAUUGGCUAAAAAGUAUAGAGAUAGUCGCACGAGACUGCAUAUAAUAUAUCGAGAAGAUAAAAAUUUAACAGGUACUGCGAGGUAUGCUUCUAUCAAUGCACAUCUUGGAAUUGAACAAAGUCGUCGCGACGACAUGGAAUCACUCGGCUAUGUUCUUAUGUACUUUAAUCGAGGAUCUUUACCGUGGCAAGGUCUCAAAGCUGCGACGAAGAAGCAGAAAUAUGAGAAAAUUAGUGAGAAAAAAAUGUCCACGCCAGUAGAAGUCUUAUGCAAGGGAUUUCCUGCCGAAUUUGCAAUGUAUUUAAAUUAUACGCGAGGUCUACGCUUUGAAGAAAGCCCGGACUACAUGUAUUUACGCCAACUUUUCCGCAUACUUUUCCGUACAUUGAACCAUCAAUAUGAUUACACAUUUGAUUGGACGAUGUUAAAACAAAAAGCAGCAAGUAGUAAUAUUAGCGGUGGAGUGUCAACAGGUGGGCCAGGUCUCUCUCAAGGUGCUCAAGGUGCUCAAGGGCAAGGACAAGGCCAAGGUCAGGCACCUACUCAGGCCACCGCUCAAUCAGGAGCGCGCUAAGACUAUAACUCUUCAUUGUAGCAACAAUCUUGAUUGCGAUCACUAAAGUGUUUCAAAGUGAGGUAUCAAAUUUCUUACAGAAGUUAUCGUUCAAAGAGUCAUAUCAGUCAACACUCUAAUUUCAUGCAAAGAGAGAUCGUGAUGUAAAUUACAAAUGCCAGCAUUCGCGUAUGUGCGACAAGAGGAGCAUAGUUGUAUCACACAUUUACUGAAUCGUAUGAGAUGUUGUAACUUAGAGUUGGCAACUUAGAGUUUCGGCUGAUUGAACUUUUUGGAUUUUGCAAUCCGAGUGAGAGACCAGCCAGCUAAAAAGUGGCUUGUUCUUAUUUUGUUAUUACGUAUUUAAUUUACCGUUGGUAAUCAUUAAAAAUAAAGAUUUUGUUGCCCUGAGGAAAAUUGUAAGGGAGUAAACAUAUACUGGGCUUGAAUGGGUUAUUUAAUUCGCGAAAAUGUGCAACUUUCAUGGAGAGAAAGAGAGGAUGUUCAGACCAUUCUCGGAUGCUCGCGUUAAUCUGCGGAGCGUGUGGUUUAAAAUUUUAUAUCUAUUCUAUAAACAAGAAAAGAGAGAUUCACAGAAAAAUAUGUGAGUGUUUUUGUGAAAGUAUGAGUACUACUGUGGUAAACUGAUAUUCUGCUUCCUAAAUUUUGUUUUGUCUUCAAUAUAUAGUGUGAUCAUACUAGAGUAUGUGGAAUGUUGAGAAAGUGUUAAUAUUUUUCUUAUCAAGGAUAAUAUGUCAAUAGUGUAUCAAAAGUAUUCUACCAUUGCACACUUUUGGUACGUUUUUUUAACCGAAAUAAUUUUUUUUUAUAUAAAUGAACGAUUACGUCUCUCUCCGAUAUAAUAUUGACAAGUUAAAGUAAUAUUAAAGAUACCUUAAUGUUAAGGCAACACUCUUAAUUGUUAAGUAUGUACCGUACUGUAUUGAGUAACGAGUACUCCAUUGAGAAACGAACAAACGACUAACGAUUCUAUUGUAGAAAUAUCCCUCGAUUUACUCUCUUUCUGUCUGUGAAUAUGUUUAUUAUGAGUCGCAGAAGUAAAAAAAUCGUUGAAGAAGAAGAAAAGAAGAAAUUUUGAAUAAUGGGGAAGUAGUUACAAGCUUACUUUCAUUUAGAUAAUGUUUUAAAAAGUUAUCUUAUUCGGAAAGUAUUCCUGUAACUGAGGUUCUAGCUGGAUAAUUCUUCCGUAUAUAGUUUUAAUAGCCGAGACUGUGCAGUAGCUAUUUCACGUGCUGUUGCUUCAAGAUUAAGUUUAAUAUUUUGUAUACACUUUAAAGGACUUCAUAUAUUUCAUCAUGACCAACGUUUUUCGUACAUGCAUACACAUACAUACCGAGAGAAGUUGCCUCGAAACAGUCAGAAAUACUUAUUGAUAUCGGCAAUUGCUAAAGAACUAUUGUUUCUAUUCAUAUCAUUUAAGAUUUUAGUUGUAUUAUUCGUUCUAUAGUUGCUAAACUCUUCGUCCAUGUUCUGCGAGCAUUAGUUUCCAAAAAAA
Mycetomoellerius zeteki is the source of this 3197-nucleotide messenger RNA. RefSeq names its product casein kinase I. Gene Ontology annotation, molecular function: ATP binding; protein kinase activity. The record is from RefSeq and is a predicted model, not a curated record. Bases 647 to 1702 code for a protein of 351 amino acids. The transcript has 6 exons. NCBI's taxonomy places the organism in Eukaryota, Metazoa, Arthropoda, Insecta, Hymenoptera, Formicidae. Gene Ontology annotation, biological process: protein phosphorylation.